Alosa sapidissima (American shad) is the source of this 1105-nucleotide messenger RNA. RefSeq lists its product as uncharacterized. Bases 401 to 1105 code for a protein of 234 amino acids. The transcript is spliced from 7 exons. The record is from RefSeq and is a predicted model, not a curated record. NCBI's taxonomy places the organism in Eukaryota, Metazoa, Chordata, Actinopteri, Clupeiformes, Clupeidae.
UUCAACAAGACAGCCAGCUUUUUGUCACCUCUGCUGGAGUUCCUGGGCAGGAGCGGGUACACUGACCGUGCACCUGAGCCGUACCGUCAUCUCCUAACUGAGCUGUCCAAGUCGUCACCAAUGUGUGCUUUGCUGCAUCCCUGUGACGACCUGGACCAACUCAUCGAAGACCUACACAAUGUGAGGCCAGGGGACCUCACGAACCACACUAAUACAUUGCGCCGGCUGCAUUUACACUGCCCCCUACUGUGGCAGCUAGUGGCAGAACUGGGCUGUAUGAAGGAGGAGAUUCUGCCCCUUGUACAGCAGAUGUAUAUGGUGGCCAAACAGGCAUUCAUCAGCCAAAAAGAGGGAGCACAAGGCACCUGAGAAAAACCUCCAGUGUUUUCCCCACCUCCCCAUGAAAAGGCCAAGGGGGAGGUUUCUCUUGGAUACUGUCAGAAAGCCGGAGGGUCCUGCUGAUGGGUGCAGGAAGUAUUCAGGUCACCACUCUACCCUGAUCCCAGGACUUUUUACUCUUUUCUGCGGCCAUGGAGUGUGUUAUGGAUUCUCAGUCAUGGAGAGCAGUGAAUCUGUAAACAUCCCCUUCACCAUCUUGAGGACCAGAUUCCAGACAGGCGUUGUUAUUUACGACAAUGCGUACAAACUUCACAGUAAUGCUUUAAAAAGGGAUCCGGAAUUCUUCAAAACGACCUGGUUCCUUGUAGACCGACUGCAUUGGAGAAAUCACUCUGGAUGCAACUGUGGAUAUAAUGCGGACCUGUACCCACAGUUCUCUGGUGUGAACACUCAAAUAGCUGAGCAGUUCAACUCCAGAUUGAAGAGGUUGAAAUACCAUCUACCCUACAUGUCCCCUUGGAAAAACAUCCAUUGUUCCAAAGCAGCAGCAACCCUGUUCAAGAGACAUCGAUUGAGAGAGAAGGAGGCAGAACCUCCCAUUCAUGCAAGUAUAGACCUCAGAGGGGACGAACUUGAUGGAGAUGAUGAACUCUCUGAGGAGCAAAAAGAAGAAAUCAGCACCCUCGCAAUGUCCUGGGACCUACCUCCCGUGUCCACAGUAAACAGAAAAUGGUUGUACCAGAAAGUUCUCAAACAUGCGAACUAA